UAUUUACUUCCAUGGUUUCCUCUGCAUGCACAUUUUAUUCCUCAAAUAAGUUUUCUUCUUGCCAGCUUCAUGUUCCUCACUAACAAACAAGCACAUUACACUGUACUACACGCAAUAUUCCAGUGUCUUGCCGCCAUAGCCGAUUUGUUUAGCUUCUUAGUCCAUCGGUCCGAGUAAGGUCCACGUACGCAUGCAAAUAUAACCAAAACUCAAUCAUACAUUACAGUCAGAAAUCCACAUGCUCGAUUUUCUCCAAAUUGCAGUUCAAAACAAACUCAUGCUCUUAGUCCCGUUUUAACAAUACCAAUUGGGAGCAUGUACAGCUUCAUCCCACAUGCAAUGCAAUCCACUCCCCAUCAGAUUCUACCUCCUAUUAUUAGUAGGUUUCCCAAUCAAUUAGCAGACUUAGCCCCAAAAAAAAUCAAUUACAGCAGACAAAUCCACAAAAUAUCUACCCCUGCACUUUUUCAACAUGUGCUAUAUACUCCCAGAACAAAGUAAUCAUACAGGCCAAGAUUUCCCUUGAUCCCAACAAGUCCUACCAGGAGCUGAGCAUAGCUCUUGCUUCUGUUCUUUUUCUUUUCUUUUUGGGUUUGAACUCUUAGAAUAGUGAGAAAUUUAGAUAUGGCAAUUGGGCAGUGCAGAGAUGUUGAGAACGGGGGAACCAAUAGUCUUGGGGAUUUGGAACAGCCCUUUAUCAAACAAGAGAAGAAGGUUGGUGCUGAUUAUGAAGAUGGUAGUACUGGUUCAAUUGGGAUGGUUUUGCUUAGCACAUGUGUUGCAGUUUGUGGCUCUUUCGAGUUCGGAUCAUGUGUGGGCUAUUCAGCACCCACUCAAUCAGCUAUCAGGGAGGAUCUCAAUCUCUCUCUAGCUCAGUUCUCCAUGUUUGGCUCUAUACUGACUAUUGGUGCAAUGCUGGGUGCUAUCACAAGUGGUAGGAUUGCGGACUUUCAUGGUCGAAAGGGGGCAAUGAGCAUGUCAGCCACUUUCUGUAUUACAGGAUGGCUAGCCAUCUAUUUCUCUGAGGGAGCUUUGUCACUUGACAUAGGAAGGUUUUUAACUGGAUAUGGAAUUGGAGUUUUCUCUUAUGUGAUCCCAAUAUUUAUAGCAGAAAUCGCGCCCAAAAAUCUCCGUGGAGGGCUUACAACAUUAAAUCAGCUCAUGAUUGUUACUGGAUCCUCAGUUUCAUUUGUAUUAGGAACGAUUAUAAGUUGGAGGACACUAGCUAUAGCUGGAAUCCUUCCCUGCAUUGUCUUGCUUGUUGGUCUAUGGUUUGUUCCCGAGUCCCCUAGAUGGCUGGCAAAGAUUGGCCAUGAGAAUGAGUUCCAAGUUGCACUGCAAAGACUUCGCGGAAAAUAUGCAGAUAUAUCUGAUGAAACAGCUGAAAUAAAAGAAUAUAUUGUCACUCUACAAAGCCUUCCAAAAUCCGGAGUGUUGGAUUUGUUUCAAAGCAAAUACAUUCGUUUGGUGAUUAUUGGAGUUGGAUUGAUGGUAUUUCAACAGUUUGGAGGUAUUAAUGGGAUAGGAUUCUAUGCAAGUCAAACCUUUGAAGAAGCUGGUAUCUCAAGCAAAAUUGGAACCAUAGCUUAUGCAUGUGUUCAGGUCCCAAUUACUGUAGUGGGAGCAAUGCUUAUCGAUAGGUCAGGAAGGAGACCUCUUAUAAUGGUUUCAGCAACUGGAACAUUCCUAGGCUGUUUUCUAGCAGGAACUUCUUUCUUUCUUAAGGAAUAUGGUUUGCUGCUUAAUUGUGUACCAACAAUAGCUGUCUCUGGUGUGCUGAUUUACAUUGCAUUUUUCUCAAUCGGAAUGGGAGCAGUUCCUUGGGUGAUAAUGUCUGAGAUCUUUCCAAUCCAUGUGAAAGGAGCUGCUGGUAGCUUAGUGGUGCUUGUGAACUGGUUGGGUGCUUGGGCAGUCUCUUAUACUUACAACUUCCUUAUGAGCUGGAGUUCCUCAAGAACUUAUUACAUGUAUUCUGGAUUCUCUUUGUUGACUAUCCUAUUUAUGGCAAAGUUGUUGCCAGAGACCAAAGGAAAAACACUAGAAGAAAUUCAGGCAUGCAUCAAGUCAGAUAGAAGAGAACAAGAUAUCUUGAACUGAUAAUCUUUAGGGUAGAUAUUGGCUCUAUUGAAGUGUCUUCUCCAUUUUGAUCCGGAGGUGAACUUUCACAUAGGAGGGACUAGAGCUACAAGAAGUGCUGAUUCUCGUUGAUCAUGUGUCAAAUUCCUUGGCUGUUUCCACCCUAAAGUUUGCUAAAUAUGUUCGUAAUGUAUUCAUUUAGGUGGAAGUUUGAUGCAGUCUAUAAUAAAGAGCCCUAGCUUUCACUCUUUCA
Rosa chinensis is the source of this 2329-nucleotide messenger RNA. RefSeq names its product sugar transporter ERD6-like 16. The transcript has 18 exons. NCBI's taxonomy places the organism in Eukaryota, Viridiplantae, Streptophyta, Magnoliopsida, Rosales, Rosaceae. Gene Ontology annotation, cellular component: membrane. Gene Ontology annotation, biological process: transmembrane transport; carbohydrate transport. The record is from RefSeq and is a predicted model, not a curated record. Gene Ontology annotation, molecular function: sugar transmembrane transporter activity. Bases 625 to 2097 code for a protein of 490 amino acids.